AGGACACCAAAGGGACUAAUUUGUUAAAGGAUUUUGUAUAUUUUGAAUUGUACUGGAUUAUAAUUAUCCUGGGAAACUGCUCAGAGUUCCUGGGCAAACAGAUCCGCUGGUUGUUGCUCAAUCGAGACCUUGAUUUUGUGUAGAUGCGCCCAACCUGAGAAAGAAAGACAAUGGUCGGCAUGAAACCCACAGAUGCUGCACCCACUGCCACGAUCAAGUUCUUUGGCGCUGGCAUGGCAGCCUGCUUUGCAGAUCUUUUAACUUUUCCACUGGAUACUGCCAAAGUCAGACUACAGAUCCAAGGAGAGUCCCAAGGAGUGCAGGGUGCCAAUGCAGUAAAGUAUCGGGGAGUUUUUGGCACUAUUACCACCAUGGUGCGUACAGAAGGUCCCAGAAGCCUUUACAGUGGGUUGGUUGCAGGGCUUCAGCGGCAGAUGAGCUUUGCUUCUGUUCGAAUUGGUCUUUAUGACUCCAUGAAGAAGUUCUACACCAGAGGCUCUGAGAAUGCUGGGAUCGUUGUUCGGCUCAUGGCAGGCUGCACCACAGGCGCCAUGGCAGUUGCAUUCGCACAGCCCACAGAUGUGGUAAAAGUACGUUUUCAAGCCCAGAUGCGUCUGGCUGAUGGUGAGAGGCGAUACAACGGCACCAUGGACGCCUACCGGACAAUUGCCCGUGAUGAGGGAGUGCGGGGCCUCUGGAGAGGUUGUAUGCCCAACAUAACUCGUAAUGCAAUUGUAAAUUGUGCAGAACUAGUAACCUACGACAUCAUCAAAGAACUCAUUCUGAAGUAUGACCUGAUGACAGAUAACUUGCCGUGCCACUUUACAGCAGCCUUUGGUGCUGGUUUCUGCACAACAAUUGUGGCUUCCCCAGUGGAUGUCGUCAAGACACGGUUCAUGAACUCAGGUGCAGGCCAGUAUAGUAGUGCUAUACAUUGUGCCAUCACAAUGCUGACAAAGGAGGGGCCCACAGCUUUUUAUAAGGGGUUCAUGCCCUCUUUCCUGCGAUUGGGGUCCUGGAAUAUUGUAAUGUUUGUGUCAUAUGAACAGAUAAAACGAGCGAUGACCAGAGCACAACAGUCCUGGGAGUCACCAUUCUGAAAACCUUCAUCCUUUCACCAUUAAUGUUUUUACCGGCCAGCCAGGCAUGGAGGUGCAUCACCAUGGUACAGUUGGCUAUCUCAGCAAUGGAGAUCUGAGAUGGCCAAGUGAUAGGAGAAAGGCGUCAAGGCCAUAUAAACACAUUACUGAAGAUGCACAGAGACAGAGUUAAAGAUAAACUUCUGCCUUAAAUAGUGCUAGCAUUUGUGAUUCUCGCAGUAUUGGACAAUUUCAUGCGUCCUUAGUGCAUAGAUCAUGAAAAUAAACAAGACAAUCCAAAGGAUGGAAACAAAAAGUGACAAUACUACCUUGAUGAGUCACAGAGAGGCAAAUCCUGGACCAGCCCGACUGAUGGACAUUGCCAUUUAUCCAGAGUGAUUGUAUGGGGAUAAAGCAAGAAUUUUCCUUCAGCGACUUAAUUCGAUAAGAUCUAGAUGGAGCAACGGUUUCACAAAGUGCGUUUCAUUUUUUGAUUACAUGAAAGACUUUGGUUAUGCAGCUUUUAGCUUUUACACAGCACUAUGCAUGUUCAGAAAUGCUGACUGAGAUGGCCAAGAUCAUAAGAACAUGGGCAAUGUAAAACUCUGAUUUAGGCUGGAUGUUCACUUUAGACAGAUGUAACUAGUCCAGCAACAAAAGGUUUUCUUCUAUGGUGACCACAUUUAUGUAGCAUGGCGUAUAUUCUCCUGACAUGUACCCAUUUUUUUGCUUUUUGCUUUUUGUUUUGAAAUAUGCUAUUUAUAUUAUUAAGAUAAUUUCAAGGUAUCCAUUCAAAUGCAAAUGGAAGGAUUUGUACAGGGAUUCCUAUUUCCCAGAAUUAGCUUGCUUGUGAAUAUAUAUAACUGGGAGAGUGGCUCCAGCAGAUUCCAGGAACAACAUCUGAGGUCUAUGUCCAGAAGUGUGCAGUUCUAGGAACAGCUAAGAUGCUACACAGAACCCUCAAACUUUCAGGCCUCUGGUAGAGGACCCGAGCUUGAGGAAAACACACACCACCAAUGUGUGUGUGUGUGUGUAUACACACACACACACACACAUAUAUAUAUAUAUAUAUUUGAACAUACUAAUAGUAUCAAAAUGAAAAUCCCAUCUCUCCCUUGUUUUGUAAGAAACAUGCCCUAAAAUGGGCCUAUUUGACGAAUUUGGGCACUGCAGUGGUUAGCACGGUUGCCUCACAGUGAGAAAGGUCCUGGGUUGGAACUCCAGGGUUGUCGAGCCUUGGUGGUCAUCCCAGGUCAUCCUCUGUGUGGAGUUUGCAUGUCUCCCUGUGUCUGUGUGGGUUUCCUCCGGGUGCUCUGGUUUCCUCCCACAGUCCAAAGACAUGUAGGUCAUAUUAAUCAGCCGUACUAAAUUGUUCCUAUGUGUGAAUGUGUGUCAGCCCUGUGAUGGACUGGCGGCCUGUCUAGGGUGUCUCCCCACUUGCCACCCAAUGACUGCUGGGAUAGGCUCCAGCAUUCCGCGACCCUGAGUAGGAUAAGUGGCUUGGAUAAUGGAUGGAUGGCUGGAUGGAUGGAUGUACCCGUUUAUUAUGUAGAAAUCAUAAAAUGUUUACAAUGUGAAUGUGAUUAGGUCUUAUAUAUUAAUGUCUAUGUUUACAUUGCUGUUCUUUCAUCAUGAUGUAAGUAUUGUUUAUUGCAGGUCAAUAAGUCGAUAUGAAUAUCAUUUACGCCAUGGUUAUGCCUAUGUUUGACAUCUAGAUUUGAAUAAAGUUCAG
Molecule: messenger RNA, 2811 nt
Organism: Lampris incognitus (smalleye Pacific opah)
Lineage: Eukaryota; Metazoa; Chordata; Actinopteri; Lampriformes; Lampridae
Product: dicarboxylate carrier SLC25A8-like
Exons: 7
Coding region: 171-1100 (309 amino acids)
Biological process (GO): response to cold; mitochondrial transmembrane transport; adaptive thermogenesis
Cellular component (GO): mitochondrial membrane
Molecular function (GO): oxidative phosphorylation uncoupler activity
Source: RefSeq, a predicted model, not a curated record